AUGUUGGAACAGAUCAAGGGCGCCUUGGGCGUGAUGUACUCUAACGGAUCGCAGGAUGAGAAAAAAGCUGCGACUCAGCUCCUUGAAUCAUUUCAAAAAUCAAAGGAUGCUUGGGAACCAGUCCAUUCAAUCCUAAACGAUUCAUCAUCUUCCAUUGAAUUCAAAUUGUUUGCGGCUCAAACGUUAAGGUCGAAAGUGACAUAUGAUUUGGUUCAAUUGCCUGACCAAGCGUUGGCCCAAUUGAAGGACAGCUUGAUAGAUUUGUUAAGGAAAUAUCAGGAUCAUUCCAGUAGGAUAAUAAGAACUCAAUUGUGUGUGGCAUUGUCGCAACUCUCCCUCCAAUACUUGACAUGGGAUAACGCCGUCAACGAAAUAAUUACGAAGUUAUCGGCCGACGACGGUGCCUAUAUCACUAGUUUGUUGGAAUUUUUAAAAGUAUUACCUGAAGAAUUAUCAGAUGUGAAGAAGACUUCAUUGACCGAUGAAGAAUUCAAUGUAAGAACUCAGCAAUUGAUUUCCAGCCAGGUGGAGUCUGUGUUGACCAUUCUAAGCAGUUUGGGAACUUCCAAUGCUGAAAACUCUUCAUUGAUAUUGGACUGUCUUAACUCCUGGAUUAAGGAGUGUCCUAUUGAGACAUUCUUACAAAUUUCAUCGUUAACCCAGUUGAUUUUCCAGUCCUUGUCUGACGAGAAAACUUUUGACAAGUCCAUUGAAUGCUUGUGUACCAUUUUAGUGGAAACUAGAGAUAUUGAAAAUCAUGAGUUGAUAGAUGCACUUUAUCAGCAAUUAUUACAGUUGUACUCUUUCUUCAAGGAAAAGUUGGAAAAGAAUGAGGACGAAGAGAUUUAUCAAGGCAUAACAAGACUCUUUGUAGAAGCCGGUGAGUCUUGGCACGUUUUAAUUGCUAAAAACCCGAAGCACUUCAAGCCAUUGGUUGAAAUUUUAUUACAUUGCUGUGCAUUAGGAGAGAACAACGAUUUAGACGUGGUGAAGUACACAUUUAUGUUCUGGUAUUUGUUAAAGCAGUUGAUAACAUUACCUAAAUUCGAAGAAUCCAAGGCCGAAUUUGUGUCUAUAUAUGAGAAGUUGAUUCUGAUUAUCAUCAAGCAUUUGACUUACCCUACGGAUAAUGACGACAAUAAUUUGUUUGAGGGGGAUAAAGAAGAAGAAGAUAAAUUUAAAGAGUUUAGGUACGAAAUGGGAGAUGUCUUGAAAGAUUGCUGCGCUGUUGUUGGACCAACAAGAGCAUUAAACGUUCCAUUCCAGCAAAUUCAAUCUAUCUUGAGUGGAAAUCAAUCAAACACUAAAUGGCAAUACUUGGAGGCUCCAUUGUUUUCCAUGAGAGCAAUGGCCAAAGAGGUUCCCUUGAAGGAAAAAACAAUCUUACCGAUCAUUAUGAAAUAUUUAGUAUCAUUACCGGAACACCCCAAGGUGAGGUACGCAGCAACUUUGGUUUUGGGAAGAUACACUGAGUGGACUUCAAAGAACCCAUCAUUUUUGGAACCCCAAUUAAAUUAUAUCAUCAAGGGGUUUACGGAAAACAGUGGCACAGGUAGUGCUGGAGAUAAGGAUAUUAUCGUUGCAGCUGCACAUGCAUUAAUGUUCUUCUGCCAAGACUGUUCGAAAUUACUAGUCAACUACUUGGAACAAUUAUAUUUGUUGUACGUUCAAGUGAAGGAUAAAUUGGACAUUGAGUCCGCAUAUGAACUUUCUGAUGGUUUGGCACAUGUUAUAAAGCAAUUACCAACUGAAAAUUUAUAUAAGACCAUCGAGAUGUUCAUCAAGCCAACUCUUGACAAUCUUGAACAAUUAACCAACAAUAACAACCACAAAGGUGACGAUAAAGUGAUUGCAGAUCAAGUUGAAAUUAUUACCAUGUUUAUAUCCGUUCUUAAAUGCAAGGAUUUCGAACAACCUAGCUACCCAAUUUGUGAUUAUUUCAUAAAUAGUAUCUGGCCAGUCAUAUCCAAUAUUUUAAGUAAAUUUGGUCAAUCGUUAGUAAUCAGCGAAAGAAUCUUGAAAUUGAUUAAAAAUGCAGUGCAAUCUUUCAGUACAUACUUGAUCCCUAUAUUACCAUCAAUUGCUAAUAUCUUGUACGAAGGGUUCAAAAGCACAAAGUUUGGUUGUUACUUGUGGGUUUCAGGAAUUUUAAUUAGAGAAUUUGGGGACGAGUAUACCUCAGAGGAGGUCAAAGAAUCAGUUUACCAAUUUUCCAUUCAACAAUGCCAAUUGUUUUUUGAAUUGUUGCAAAACAAUCAUGCUCAAUUGAAUUUAAUACCUGACGUGAUAGAAGAUUUCUUUAGAAUGAUGAAUGAUUUGUUAAUGUUUUUCUCAUUUAAGAUGAUUGGAAAUUUUGAAUUAUUAAAAUCUACUUGGGAGGCUUCUAUGGUCUCCUUGUCUUCUAUUGAACAAAUUGAUUCUUUGAUUGCAAUUUUGCACUAUUUAAUCGACUUUGUAUCAUGGGGUUUACCAAAUCCACCAAUUUCCUUUUUUGAAGAGGGAAUGGAAGAACAAACAAAGCAUAUCAGAUCUAUUGUGCAACAGUUUUUGUCAGUAGAUGACAAUGGAGGGCAUUUAAUGAAGGUGUUGAUCGAAGGAUUGAUUUUCAAGAAUUUUCAUAAUGACAUUCAAUUUGAUGCCAAUGAUUUAUUGAUUAAGAUUUUGAUAGUCUUACCAGAUCAAAGAAUCUCAAUAAAUUGGUUAGAGGGAGUAAUUAAGUCAUUACCAAAUGUGAACGACAAGGAAGUUGAAAAAUUGUUGAAGACUGUGAAUACUUCAUUGCCAAAUAAGGAUUUACGCAGAAUAAGAAAUUCGUUGAAGGAUUUUGUUCACUGGUAUACUAGAAAGAAUGUUCAGCCAAGAUCAGAAUUUUAA
Messenger RNA from Dujonia railenensis, 2874 nucleotides. The record is from the annotation of a GenBank genome assembly. Lineage: Eukaryota; Fungi; Ascomycota; Pichiomycetes; Serinales; Debaryomycetaceae.